UACGGUACGUACGGUACGGUACCGUACGGGAGCAGGAUGUAGAAUGCGUUCGGCCGGCGGCAGUUGCACUCGUCCCUACUAUSAAAUMGUAUGUAAGUACUUACCAUACGUACCAAUGUACGAGGUCGUGUGGCACGACGCAGGACGCAGGACCCUGCUUCGCAUCUUUUUUUUCGCUUGGCGGGCGGGCGGGCCUCGGCUUCGUGCCAAAAUUUUACGGUGCGGUGCGUGUGAUUCAGAAAUUUUAAAUUUUAGACGGCAUUGGUUYUUGGCUUGGCCUUGGCACGUACUUCUACGUAAUAGUACAGUAGAAGUUCCUGGUACUCGUACCCUAUUUGUCCGCGCGUUUGCGUCGUUUGUUUUUACUUCUACCAUAAUCGAUAGAUACGGAUUGGUACCGGUACGAGCACACAGUACCAGUCCAGGUCCUCCUCGUUCGUACCCGCAGCGCACUUAGUGUUACGACAAGUUUUCAAGUUUUUUAUCAUCACUCUGUUUUUACCGUUCUCAUCAAGCAUCGCCGCAUCUCCGCAUCUCUUSACGAACUGGGUUGGAGAAUCUGUCACGGUCACGGUACCGGUACGAACGUACCUUGGUACUCAAAAACCCUUUGCCCUACGGUAGUACUGUACCACAUGUUUGCUACGAAGGCCUUGCGCGCACGGUCCAUUACUAUUGUACGAAGUACAAUACUUCGUAGUAAACAAUAAAUAAAUACAGAAAUAAAAAUAAUACAGUAACACUUCUGUGCUACUCGUACGGUACCCUUCCRGCACACUUCCAACCCCACCGCAUUCUAUUCUAUUGUCUAUUUGUAUUCUAGGAUGGACCUGUCGAUCGUCGCAACGGUCGGGUCCUUUGCGUUUUCGGAGCGCGUCCUSAAGCCCAAGGCCACCGUCCUGGCGAUCCUCGGGGUCGUCCUGGCCUUCGACCUGGCGACGAGGGACCAGGACGUGUCGGCGCUGAGGGUCUACCGCGGUCCGAUCCUGCUGGUCUUUACGCUGAUGAUGGUCGCGUACUCCCUGCGGACGUGGAGGCGGAACGGCGUYGCCUGCGACGAGCUGGUCUUUCUGCCGGGGACGAGGCACGGGCACGACGUGGGCCUGGAGGGCCCCCUGAUCGAGGCCCUCUGCAGCGGGGAAAACGACGACAGCGACAGCGACAGAGAUGGCGACGACAGCUGGUUCCAUCCGGCGCAGCAACCCCGGGCGCCCGGGCCGGUGGCGCGGGGCCUCGAGGCAGGGGCGUCCUCGUUGUCGUCGUCGUCCUCCUCGUCCUCCUCGUCGUCGCGGGGGGAAACCGACGGCGAGCGAGAAACGGUGGGAGACGGACGCCACCGAAGCUUGUCGCCCCUCCGCUCGCAUUCGCAAUCGCAUCCACAUCCACAUUCGCAUCCACACCCGGCGAGCCAGAGCGUGGAAAUGGUCUCCCUCRUGCCGAGCAGCCCCGGGAGCAACCACAGCGCGGCCACACCGACGAGGAGGAACGGCCAAGGAGGCCGGCGGCGGAUUUCCAGCGAGGGGGACCUCCCAAAGGACACGGAGGCCAGCGGGAUAGACACCAACACCGAGACCGGGGACGAGACGGACGGUGCCCUGUACGCCGAAACGGGUGCCGGACCCGCCCAUCCCGGACCCGUUUCCCCCGCCGGAGGCAUCCGGGGCCGCCUGAGGCGGUGCAUCGAGCGGCACCCGCACCUCGCGAUGCUGUGGACCUUUUUCUUCAACCGGUCGGCCGGCACGAGCAACGMGAACGCCACCUACGCGCCAUCGGGCCCGGCCGUCUUUGGCGCGGCACUGGACCUCAGCAUGCCGGUCCUCUUCAAUUUCCACGUCUUUAUGUGGAUGUUCAGCGAGGUACAGGACAAGAUCGCGGACGCGGCGAGAGAGGCAGAAAGGACCAACCUGCCCCCGGAAACCGUAUCGGAAUUCGCCCUCAACGUACUGCCGAUCGGAUUCCUGGCGGUCCUCUACGCMCGCGUCGUCAUCCCRCCCUCGAGGCGGGCCCGCUUCUGGGGGACGAUGAGGUUUACCUUUGCCGCGCCCUUUCACACCGUGGGCGUGCGGGACGCCUUCAUCGGGGACUGCCUGACGUCCUGGGUGCGACCGGGACAGGACCUGGUCUUUGCCACCGUCUACUUCUUCGCGAUCGCCUGGGGGACACUGUCGGGSCGGUACGGGGUCACGGGGUGCGGACCGAUGCUGGCCGAGUCCCGGUGGCUCCACAACGUCGUUCUGCCGAGCGUCGGGAUCGCCGUCCUCUUCCUCCGGUACCUGCAGACGCUCCGGCAGGCCUACGACGCCAACAAGAGGUGGCCGCACUACGGGAACGCCUUCAAGCACCUCUCCGCUUCCCUGGUGGUCCUCUACGGGACGAUGCACCCCGAACAGAGGUGGUCGGCAGCAUGGCUCUCCUGCUUUGCGGCGGCGGUCCUCUACCAGAUCGCAUGGGACGUCCUCGUGGACUGGCGCCUCUUCGAGGUACACCGGGACAUAUCGGUGGUCCUCGGGACCCAAGUGGACUCCUCGUCGCAAUCCUCCUCGAUCUCCAGCUUCCGGCCMGACUCGCGGAUCCUCCUGGGACUGCAAAUGUACCUCGUCCAGCCCAUACACGACCGGUGGCAGCGCCUGAGGGCGAGGAUUCCCGACUGGAGGAGCCUCCGGCUSCGGGAGCGACGCCUCUACAAGACCGAGUCCUUUUACUGGAAGAUACUCGCCUUCAACGCCCUCACGAGAUUCACGUGGAUGUACUGCUACAUACCGGCCUGCCACUACGCCGAGGACGAGGACUCGGCGGUCAUGGUUCUGACGUCCACCAGCGACGUCAAGAGCUACUGGGGCGUCCUCCUCCCGGCCUCGGAGGUCUUUCGGCGCACGCUCUGGGGGUUUUUGUACAUGGAACACGAAACCAUCAAGAUGAUGGACGCCGACUCCAAGUACCGGCGGGUCUCCGGAACCGCCUGCGCCGAAGGCGACGGCGAGGACAGCGGGGACGACGCGACGGUCGGCUCCAAGAUCGACGACCACCGGUCCUUCCGCAACAAGCUCCUGCCGAAGUGGCUCGGAACCCAGCAGCAGGUCGCCCACGACGCCGCCACGGCAAAGGCAACCAAGCAAAAAAAGCUCGCGAAGCACCUCUUUCUCUGCGAGUUGUUCGCCCUGGCCCUUGCCUUUGUCCUGCUCGGCGGCCUGGUGGGCCUCUGGGUGUGAAACAGCCCAACCCAACCCAACCCAACCCAACCCAAACCACCGAGGGAUUUCCGGGUGGGUGGGCCGGCCGGUCCUUGUCGCACGCUCUGCUCCCGCGCAGGGCCCGGGGGCACUCURCGAUAMAUAAACU
Molecule: messenger RNA, 3339 nt
Organism: Pseudo-nitzschia multistriata
Lineage: Eukaryota; Bacillariophyta; Bacillariophyceae; Bacillariales; Bacillariaceae
Source: the annotation of a GenBank genome assembly